This is a messenger RNA of Triticum aestivum (bread wheat), 1959 nucleotides long. RefSeq lists its product as uncharacterized. Gene Ontology annotation, molecular function: cysteine-type peptidase activity. The record is from RefSeq and is a predicted model, not a curated record. Gene Ontology annotation, biological process: proteolysis. Bases 1081 to 1611 code for a protein of 176 amino acids. Lineage: Eukaryota; Viridiplantae; Streptophyta; Magnoliopsida; Poales; Poaceae. The transcript has 5 exons.
UUGGAUUUGACCGUACUCGGUCUAUGAGUGUAUCUGGAUGAUGCAUGAAUUAUUUAUGUAUUGUGUGACGUGGGGAGUGCAAGCCAACUCUAUUUAUCCAUGUCUUAUUUAUUACAUGGGAUGUUUGUGAAGAUGACCCUUCUUGUGACAAAACCACUAUGCGGUUAUGCCUCUAAGUCGUGCCUCGACACGUGGGAGAUAUAGCCGCAUCGUGGGCGUUAUAAUAGGUUGUACCUAUCUUUUUGUUAGUGUGGUUUAAUUCCUUGUAUUUAUUGUUGCUAAUAAUAGCAUUGUUUUUUGCUUCAUUACUAUGAAUCAGGGUCCUGUUGUUGGCGACGAGCCUUGUUCGACCAUUGGUGAUGUUCCUUUGAAUUUUAGUACCAGCAAGAUCGAUGAUGUUGCUGUGAAUGCUACUAAGAUGACUGAUGUUGAGCGUGAGGCUGCCGUUAGUGGUGGAGAUGAUUCUUGUGGUGUUCCAUUGAGUAGUGGGCGCGAUGUUGGUACCAAAGUUGCUGAUGAGGAUGUUGGUGCUGCCAGCAUACUUGAUGCCAAAUCGUCUGGUGUUGGUAUUGCUGGGAAUGAAAAUCUUUCUGAUUGUGAAGAUUUGCUGCUGAAAAAUUUCCCACCUGGAGGGCUUGAUUAUGGCGAUGCAUUGCAAGAUGCCUCUAGCAUGGAGGAGGUGCCAUCUGAGGAUGGUGAUUUACUUCUGUCGAUUUCUUCUAGCCCCUUGACGCAGGAGGUGCUCCUAUCGUCCCAUGAUUUUUCUUCAGACCCUGAAAGCACAACCAUAUUGCUGUCCUCACAAUAUCUUCCAUCAUCAAACCCUGAAACUGGAGUUAUAUUGGUGUCAUCAUAGGAACUCCCGUCGUCAAACACUGAGAGUGCAGAAGGUGCUAAUGUUGCUAAGGUUGAUUUGUUUUUCUUCGCUAUUACGAGGUUGCACACGAACCGUGGGAAACGAUUAGUUUGGGGUUUUGCCUGUAUCAUUUUCGUCUCUUUUUCUUUCUCUCAUAUGACUAUUGUUGUUAUUGCAAUAGUUUUAAUCCAUGUCCUCUUUUGUGUUUUCCUAGUGACAAGCCGAUGUUUCAAAAUAGCGAAUGUGAUGCCAGUGUUGGUUCUAUUGCUAAAGCGUUUGUCCCCACUGGCAUGCUCAACUCAGACAGUGCUCGUGUUGUUUUAUAUUCUCUAUGUCAGAAGUACCUUGACACUGACAAGUUGAUAGUUCCCAGAUGGGUGAUGACCAAGAUCCAUGAUGGGAAUAUUGCUGCCAAUGUGCUACAGUGGUUCAUGAGAUCAGGGGCUGAUGGUUUUGACCAAAUUCUUUUCCCUACUUUUGAUCCGCCGUCAUUUGUGGCUGCCAUGAAGCCUAGUGAAGAAUCUGGGCAUUGGUGCUUGAUUGUUCUGAAUUUGAGGUUUCGUCAUCUCGAGUGUCUUGAUUCACUCCGCGAUGAAAGUUGGAGUGACACAGUUAGAUUCUUUAGGACUAUGACAGAUAACAUAAAGAAGCUCUGGAGGGAGUCCAGCGUAUACAAGGCCAAACUGUUCUUGCCGGCGCAUAUUGAUGGUUUCUCUUGCGAGUUUGUGCGGGCGCCGCGGGAGCAAAACACGUGAGUAUCCGUUUUUAUUGAUUUUUUAGUUGUUUUUGUUGCUGGGAGGAUGGUGUUCCUGUAUUUUCAAUAUUUUUGUUGUGUUCCUGUAUUUCGAAUUUGUGAUGUAUGUCGGCGUCCUGCGAAUGGAGGUACCUAGACUUGCCUGCCUGCGGCCCAGGGCGUGGCUCCACCAACAGCCUGGUAGAGCCCAUCUUCACCAGCAACCACUCAAGACCCUCGUGAGGGUCCAAGCCUUGCGAGGAGGACGACACCAAGACCUCCUAUGGGGCGGCCUCGCUAGGCUGGCUCCCAAGGAGCGGAGAUAUCAAUGCCAGGGGCACCUCGCGAGGUCUGCAUGACGUGAUCCAUG